Molecule: messenger RNA, 9470 nt
Organism: Lottia gigantea (owl limpet)
Lineage: Eukaryota; Metazoa; Mollusca; Gastropoda; Lottiidae
Exons: 32
Coding region: 156-7586 (2476 amino acids)
Biological process (GO): cell differentiation
Source: RefSeq, a predicted model, not a curated record
AUGUAGGGAGUUGGCGAGAAGGCGGAGGAAGGGCUACACAACAAACUCCCAAAUCCGACUCUACGACAUCGCCCUCACAACCUACAGUAAGCCAGACCGAAACACAAGCGAAUGGCCCCCAGACCCCGACAUCCGUUAGUGGCCAGCAGGUUCCCAUGCCCCCUAUGCCAGGACGACCUGGUGCUAAUCAGGGCCCACCACAAGGUCCGAUGCCUAUGGGGCCCAUGGGAAUACCACCACAGUACAGGGGGAUGAUGCCACCAUAUAUGUUUGGGAGAAAUUUUCCAGGACCAGGCUUUCCGCCAAAUUAUCCUGGAAUGCCGCCAAGACCUUUUCCAUAUGAUGGAAGGUUUCCGCGAGGUCCCCCGCCACCCCAGAAUCGUCAACAACUACCGCCACCUGGUGGUAAUAAUGAUGAGGAGAGAGAUCCCUCUUUCCGUGCAGCUAUCAUUACAGAUAAAGACUUAAAAAACUUUGACCAGAUUCUCAAAUCUGAGGCUAGUGACGGGGGCUGGGCUGGAGCCCAGGGUGAAAUAGAUUAUAGAAGAGAGCGUAAGAAGAAAGCUAAUCGUGGUUUUGAUGUUCGAGAUCACCGUGGUGAUGGUGAAGAUGAUUAUGAUGAUCGUCACACACCAAGGUCAGAUCGUGAUAGAGUUGAAGGUCAUAGACGUAGUCCCCUUGAUAAAGAUAAUGACCAGGAAAAGGAUAGCCCUAGUAGUGGUAAUAUAGCAAGAGAGAAUUGGCAUGGACCAGUUCCUCCUCAAUUUAGAGGUCAACCCAGACCCCCACAUCCUGGCAUGGAUGGGAGAGGUUGGCCAAUGCAUCCUUUUGAUUAUGGCAUGAGGGCACCAUUCCCUUUUAGAAUGCCACACCCAGGCCAGAGACCCCCAUUCGGUCAUCCAUCUGGUCCCCCACCCCCUCAACAACCAUCCCCGAGUAAAAAAUCAACUGAUGAUGACGAUGAAAUGUGGCAACAAAGACGUCAGCAAUCGACGGAAGAGGUGCAUUCUGCUGUUCAGCGAGCGCGUGCUCGACGUGAAGAGAGUGAGAAGAAGUCUGAGGCUGAACGCAAAGCUGCUGCUCAAGAAAAAUUAAAACAAUUAGAGGAACGAGUCCGCAAGAGGGAAGACUCGAAAACAGAAGAUGAUGAUAAGAAGAGUGAAGUCAGUCGAACCAGUGAGAGCAGUGAGAAAGAUCCCAGGGAAAGAGACCCUCCUAGAGCUGAAAGAGUACCCAGCCGCGAUGGCUCCAAGGGUAACCAAAGUAAUUAUAAUAAAUCAAGAAACACAGUGCCACCUCGAUUCCAGAAACAGCAACAAGAACAGAUGAGGCAGGGUGGAGGUAGUGGACCCACCUCUCAGAGUCCUACCACCCCUGGUACCCAUUCUGGUAUGCCUCCACAAGGCUUCCGACAGGGGCCACCCCCACCAUGGCCCUACGAUCCUAGAGCAUGGGGUGCCAUGCCCCCUUUUAUGGAUCCAAGAUAUGCUGGGAGACCUCCAGUUGAUAUGCAAGGUAUGCCAAUGUUCCCAGCACCAGUCAGACGUAGAACUGAUAGUCACGGUUCAGGUGCUGAUAGCCAGGAUGAUAACCGACCACCAUCGGAGGGGAAUUACGAGCAGCAACAACGUGAUCAUAGAAACUGGAUGGAAGGACGUGGAUUUCCUCCACCACAUCCAGGAGCAUUUGAUGAAAUGAGAAGAGCUCAGUAUUAUUAUCAGCAAGAAUAUGAACGUUACGAGCAACGCAAUUCUCGUGAUUUUGAGCGUCAGAAUACCACGGAAGAAGAUGUGGAAUCAGCUACUAGUGAACACGAUAGUUAUCAUAAAGAGGAUGACGACCAUAGAGAUUCAUCUCGAGAUGUCUUCGAUGAAAUAAAUGAUAAAAAUGAUCGGCAUGAUCAUAAAGGCGAGGAUAAAGUAAAAGAAAGCCACAAAGACAAAGGUCGAGGAGGGGAAAAGGAAGAGAAGAAGAAAGACUCUAGGACUAGUGGAGAUGACAGUAUAGAAGAGAAGGAAGAUCGAUGGACUGGACAUGGUCAGUACCCUUCGCGACCGGUCAGACAUGGUUCUUCUCCAGGAUCUUUACGCUCUUACAAUAGUGAGCACGAGAGACCUAGAAGAGAGAAUUACCACUAUUGUCCACCACCCAUGCCCCAACCACAACAACCACCUCCCUCGCGGAGUACCAACUACACGUCGUUAAAACGUAGCGCAUCCAGCAUGUCCACCAGCUCAAACACUUCUCAGGAACGUAAAAGUGAUUCACCCAAAGAAAUUUCUAAUGAGAAGCUUCAUACGCAGAAGGAAUCUCCUAAGGAAACCAUAAGAGAUGUUAAAAUUCAAACCAAAGAUUUGAAAAGUUCUGAAAGUCGAAACGACAGAGACUACGAGAAACCUAAAAGAAAUGAGGUCUCUCAUCGCAAUGAGUCCAGAGAUGUCCGGCUAGACUCCCGAGACCAUCGGCAAGAUCCUAGAGAUCGUCAAGACUCCCGAGAUCAUAGACAAAAUCACCGUGACAGCAGACCUGAUACGAGAAAUAGUCGUGACAACCGUCAAGAUCGUGAUCACGACAACCGAUCCGAGCAGAAUGAUAGUCGCCGUGAAAACCAUUGGGACAAUCGUCAACAGCCUUCACCCAAAUCCAAAUGGGACAAACCCCCCAGCAAGAACGAUUGGAUCGGCAAAACCAAGAAACCAGAGUGGGAAAAGUCAGGCAGAAAUGAUCGUGAUACUCGAAGUCCCAAAACAGAAAAUGAACCAAAAUCUCAGAAGAAUGAAUGGGAACCGAAACCCCAGAAAACAGAAAGUUGGGAACCCAAGAAUAAAGAGUCGAAUACGUGGGAUAGUAAACCAGUUAAACUAGACAGCCAGGAGACUCCAAAACCAAAAGCUGAAGUUGAAGUAAAACCACAGAACUACUGGGAGAGAAACAAAGAGAAGCAAGAAGAACAGAAGAGAGCUGCAGCAGAAAAGGACAAAGAAAAUGUUGAAAAGCAAGUUGAAGAAAGUCCAAAAUCUCCAACAGAAAAGAAACAAGAGCAUGCGAACCAGUCUGGAAGACCACCAGUGAAGCGAAAGAAGGACGAAGAUUAUCGGUACGACAGUCGUCAAGAUCGUUACCGAGACGAUGGUCGUAUGUCUGGACGUGGUCGCGAAUUCGUACGAGGUAGAGGGCGUGGUAGAGCAAGAAGCCAAAGAGGAAGUUACACUUCAAGGGGACGAGGUCGUGCUGAUUAUCGCAGCUACGAUAGAUCGUAUCAAAGCAGUGGUCGCUCGGACUACAACGCGAAGGGAAGUAUUGGACGUUGGGGAGAGAAUGAGGAUGAAGCUGCCGAAGACUUCGAAGCGUCCAAAAGACGUCGAGGAAAGGAUGAGGAUAGCGACGUGUCUGUGGAUGAUACGAGUGGUUCCUUUAGUGAAACGUCAAGUGAAAGAACUUCUGAGGCACGAGACAAUUCUCGUCCGAAAGAUUCGUCAAAAGACUCAAAACCAAAAAGCGCUAAAGAUGACACGAAGCAUCAGCCAAAGUCUGAAAAUCGUGAUAAUCGUGAAAAACGUGAUAGCAACGAGAGGAAUUCUAGUCGGAACAGCCAUAAUCAUCGUGAUCACCGCGGAGGAUACAAUGACAAGAGGUAUGAUGACAGAUAUAGGAAUAACGAGCAUCAAGAUGGUGGACCCAGAAAUAACGCCUUUGUUCCCAGAGGGGAACCUUCUCGACGUGGAAGAGGAGGUAACAGUGUACCAAGAGGUGGACCUCGUGGUAAAAGAUAUAUGUCUGGACCUCCUAGAGGUGGAUUUGGUCGACCACCCAGUAAUAGUGGAGAAUCACGCAAUAGAGACAAUCAAAAUGAUAGCAGGGAGUAUCGUCGAUCUGAAAGAAAUCAACCGCCACCAAGAUUUGCACGACGUGGGGGGUUUCAAGAUCGAGGGAGAGGCUAUGAAAGAGGACCACGGGGAAGAGGAAGGGGGCGAGGAUCAAACUCGGCACCCUCGAGACCUCCGUUAGCCAAGCAGAUGUCAAAUGAAGGAGAAGAAUGGGAGACGGCAUCUGAAUCCAGUGAUUUUAAUCGGGAUUCAAAAAACGAUAAAGAUGGAGGUGGAAAAGACCGGAGAGAGCCUCCAAUGUCUAAGAAAAGUUUCUCCAACCAGCGGCCAUUGAACGAUCGUCAAAAUCGACGAGUUCCUACCGACAAUAGAAAUAUGGGUGGAAACGACAACCGAAACAACAAAGAAAAGUCCCCAAAUCCGACAAAAAACGGGACCGGGCCCCCUAGAAAUGGCAACGGGGGUCCAAAAAACAAAGCCUCGAUGCACUCGAACUAUAAGGAGAACGUGAAUGUUUAUAGAGUCGAUAGUAUCGUACAUACUGACCAAACAGCUAUCAAUAACGCCAUUAAUAAUAUCAGCAUCAAGAAAAGAAAGAGUGAACUGAGUGAUGUAUCUAAGCCAUUACCUACAGAGAAAGAGAAGAAAGAUGCCUUAGCCAAUAUAGACAUUAAUAACUAUGCUAGUGUAGUGGUAAUUGAUGAUCAACCAGAGGUCACCAUUGAUGACCCGACUUUUUUAUUUGAGAAAGAUGAUGGGUUUCAGGAAGUAACGUAUAAAAAGGCUGUACCUAAGAAAAAACAAGAGACUGAACUAAAGAAAACGGAAGUGAAAAAGGGAGCUAAAGUUGUUGCCAAGCCAAAAGGAAUGUCGUCUGCUAAGAUAGAUCGUCAGCGCUAUGGUAAAUCUAGCCGUCUGCCGCCACGUCUGGCCAGAAAGAAAGAGGAGGAAGAAAAAGAGAAGGAAAUGAGUAAAAAUAUAAUGCCAAAAAUAGAACAGUGGGAUAAUGACUUGGCCAAUGAUAUACCAGCUAAUUCUACCAGCCUAGACAUAGACUCCACUAAAAGCAUGACAACCGUCGCCGUGACUCCAGUUGUCAAGACAACCACAGUGAGCGUGCCCUCGGCUCCAGCUCCCGUACCUACUGUCAGCGCCUGGACCAAACCAAUCAACUUCUCAGUCAGUGCUUCCGGGCACGAAAUGAAGUUUGAGAAGGGAGGCAACAAUGAUAACCAUGACAGUGGGAUUGACGUGGUAGUGGAUACUUUCAAGGCUUCUGAUAUGGAGAUUGGUGAAUUUGAAGCCCCUAAACCACAAAGGCAACCUAAGAUAAGUACAGGUUCAACCUCAGCUCGUGGAGUGAAACCUAUAACUAAAGAUAUCCAGGUUGUAUCUGUAGUAGAUGACUUGAAGAAACAGUCUACUGAGAUUAUUAAAGAACAGCGUAGAAUCACUACCAUAGAGAAAACUGAACCUAUACAGAUGCCAGCUUUCAAAGAUACGCUGUUUGGAAAGGGUGACAACACUAUGAAUUUAGAUUUUGAAUUUGAUGCAACGUUGGUGAACAUAACCGAGACAAGAAUAGAAUCGGAACAAAUUGUGAUGUCUUCCACAGAUGUAUGUAAGCCUGUCAGCACCAGCAGCGUCACAGGCACUAGUCAGCCUGUCAUUACGUCACCUACGUCACCUUCCACACAGGAUCUCAACCAGAAGAUAGCUCAAGUGAAGAAAGUCUGGGAGAGUUCUUCUAUGAAGACUGUUUAUGAGAAACCGAUGCCAGAGUCUACGACGCCACGCCAAUCCAUCAGUUCCUCCAUCGACGAGAGUUUAUCAAACAGCAACAAUAACAACACCUUUGACUCGUUUCCGACUAGCGAGGUAGAGAGGGCGCUCACUCCAGUCCAGAAUAACAUGGAUAACGUUAUUUCUAGCCGUAACGAUUUGAGCAGUUACCAUAGCGACAGUAACAACUUCUCGCCUAGCCAGUCAUCUCUAUCACCCAGACCACACGACUAUCUGAACUUCUCAAACACCAUGGAUAUGAAAAUGGAGAAUGACCAUAAACCUAACUAUAUGUCGGAACCCAGUAACGUCUGCAAGGUGAAACCCCAGCAGUUUCAGACAAUAGAUUUCAUCAUGUCAAAUACCAACAACCUGAUGUCUAGUAUGUCUGCUGUACCCAGUCCUCCAGUCGUCGUCCAAAAUCAACCUCCGCCAUUUCAGACAAUACAGCUGGGAUCACAGUUACUCACUCCUGAAUCUAGGUUUUCGCAGCCAAGUUUUGGGUUCAGUUUGUCUCAAAACCAAUCACAACUUGGUCAACAACAACUUGGCCAAUCCUCGAGUUUCUCCCAACCAAGUCUCUUCGUACCAACACCAAACCAAGAUCUGUACCAACAGCAACCAUCACAGCUAGCACCCUUUCAACGUAACCACAGCUUCAACCAAACACCCCAACAGAAUUACGGACAAACCCAACAGAAUUAUGGUCAAACACAGCAGAACUACGGUCAGACGCAACAAAAUUAUGGACAGAAUCCUACCCAUAAUACCAUAAUGGUGUCAUCGACAUCAUCAUUAAUGUCCACCUCCAUCAAACCACCCUCAACUAAUAAUUAUGGCUCCCUACAGAAGAAUAUGUCCAGUGGUUCAGUACAAUAUAACCAAGGAUUGAACAGUUCCUCAGUUCAUCAGCCCAGUCAGAUGUACAUUCAGUAUGAACCCACAACUCCUAUGUUCGGUAACAACCAGAUACUGACAGCUUCCAAUCAACCCAAUCCUUCCCAGAAUGCAUCACAGUUGAUAGGAUCUCAACUGGUGCAGCAGAGAAGUGGAGUACAUAAUGUACAGUCUGUACAGCCUUCAUCUUACUUUCCUCAAUCACAACCUACAUUAUCUCAGACUGGUUACUUCUCUUCACAAUCUCAACCAUCUUCAGCCUUACAGGGAGCACUUCAACAAGUAGCAGCUUCAGGGCCACAGUUCUCUAUUCACACGUUUAAUAACGCUGGACAGGGGCUAGGACUGGCUCUCCAGCAGACAUCAGGGGCCAACACCACGCCCCAUAUAAACCUAGGUAACACUGGUUCUAACCAAGCUGGCAUGAAUAAACCUAAUAACCAGUUUAGCUCAUUUAUACAGCAACAGUCACAGUCUAAUCAAAAUAACCAGAUGAAGUCACCCUCCCAGAAUAUAACACCAAGUAAUAUGUUGAACACAGCAUUGUCAGCCUUGAGUCCCAACUCUAAGGUGUUCACUUCACAAGUUCAACAGAAUCGACCCCCACCCCAACAGAGAUUCCCGGGCGUGACUCAGUUACCCCAGGGGAAUAAGUUUAAUAACGCUGCUUUCGUAGCCCAGCAGUUGUCUGGUGCAGCUUCAGUGGUACGACCUUCAAUAAUGGUAGGAGGGAUGGUGAGACCCAACACGGCUCCACCCCAGCCAAGUCGAGGUUCCUUUCCACCUCCCAUACAGAGACCUGGGCUGUCUAACACGGGGGUAAUAACCAUCCCAACUCAGUCUCUUACGCCAGUGAUUCCUGCAGCUCUACAACAAGGAGCCACGCCUUCCAUGAAGGCCUUACACGAGAAGCAAAGAAGAGAGGUGUUAGCUCAUGCCCAGAGUUUUUUAAAUCCUCAAAAUAAACCGAAGGUCAAGUCACUACCGAAGAGUGACAUCUCGGAUGAGAAGAGUCCAAGCGAUGCUGUAAAUACAGCGGAAAGUAAAUCAGAGAGUUCCGUUACUAGUAAAGAAAAGUGAGAAAUAAGUUUUUUUGUGACAUAAACUGUUUUUUUGACAAUUUUGUCUUUUGUGCUUUUUAAUUUUAUUAUUGGAUGUGAAGUUAAAUAUGGACUUGGACUGAUAAUCUUGAUACGUAUAUAGAAGUAGAGACUUUGUAAUGUUUUUAAAUGUUUUUUUCCGAAUGGAUAAACUUUUGAUUUUCGUUUGUGAUGGACUUUUAACAUAUUAUUUGAAUGGCCGUGAUGCUGGAUGAAGAAAGGAUAUAUAGAAAAUGAAUCAGGCGUUAUAGAACCAGGACGUGGCACUCAAGACAUUUAUACUGAACGGAAUUUCUGCCUACGAGAUUGAAAAAUGAAUACGUAAUUUGAUUACGAUAAAAUCUCGAAAAAUGGGGAUAUUCUUCAAAUUAUUUUGAAGCCGAUGUAAAUUUCUGUUUAUUUAUUUCUUAUUCUGAAUGUGUGCCAAAAAUGAAAUCUCACUAAUUUCGGGAAGCAAUUUUUGAAACGCGCGUGAAAAAUUUGUAUUUAAUAUUUUCCAAAGCUCCGUGUACAAAGAUGUAAAACUUAAUUUUCAUAAUCCUCUGUAAAUUGCCCAUUUUUAUCUACCCUUAAUCAUAAUACUGGUAUCGCAGACGUUUCAAAAGUUGCCUCCCCUUUUUAAUCAUUCAUAUAUUGGACCAUAUUUUUAGCGGUCUUUCGCCAUUUUUGUGGAGUUGCAUCACUUAAGGAUUGUGAAUAAAAAUACUUGUGAUAUUUAUAAUUUGUAUUUAUAUGUACAUAAUUCGCUUUGUACAUAAUGCAGAUAUAUUAGUCACAAUUUAUUCCUUGAGUAUAGUGAGGACUCUUUACGGCACAAGUGACGUCACGUUGAUGUCACCAGCAUCAGAAAUUUCGUCGAAGUAUUACCUCUUAAUAUCCCCAAGCGUCAUUAUGUACAUUUUUGGGAAAUUUUUCCUCAUGUUUGUACAAAUGUAAAUCCUGAUGAAGGAUUUCCUCAAGAAAUUUGUAAUUUUCUGUAGUGUUCAGGAAAUGUUCAGAUAUAACCAAGCUUAAAGCAACGCCAUGUCCUGUUCACUCGCCUACAGAUUCAGUCAUUUUAUAGCGAUUUCUACGAAAUCCAUUCAUAUAGCAGAAAUUAUAGGCAACCAUUCUAAAUGGACUUGUUUUCAUAUUUUGCUGAGGAAAGUUACGAAGUAUUGUAAAGGCCUAUCGUUUUGUAAAAUAUUUGUAUCAUAUGGUUUGAUUAAUUGUUGUAUUGGUGAAAUAUAGCUGAAUUUCCUUCAUGAGUGACCUGGGUCAUCAGCCUUCGCUUGGUCAUAGGCUUGGUGGACUGACCGAGGUCACAAGCUAAGUUAGGUAACUCUGCCUUCCUACGACUGUAAUCCAUUAUUGGCCUAUUUAAUUAUAAAAUGCUUUUUUAGAUUGCUCAGUCAGAAGUCUGCCUUUGAAGUUUUCAAGCUUGGAUGGUAGACUGUGCCCCAGUUCCAUCCAUAGCUGACAUCUGAGCCCCAUUUUGCAAGCUUGUCCUAUGAGGUGCCCCAUUUUGCAAGCUUGUUCUAUGAGGUGCCCAUUUUGCAAGCUUGUCAGAUGUGGUGCCCUAUUUUGCAAGUUGAGCAUAUGAGGUGCCCCAUUUUGCAAGCUGAGGAUAUGAGGUGCCCCAUUUUGCAAGCUGAGCAUAUGAGGUGCCCUUAUUUGAAAAUUGAGUCUAUUUGGUGCCCCCCAGUUGUGAGUAAAGGUUUUUAAAUGGUAAGGUUUAUGUUCAAAAGAAGGGUGUGGCAUGCCCUCCACUCCUCUCCCCUGAUGUAAAUCUUGUCAUUUUAGUUUUCAAUGUCUUAAAUAGAUGUUAUUUCAUUUUUUUUAAAAAAAAAAUACAGAUUAUUAUUUAUGUUCAAUUGUAAAUGUU